Fusarium venenatum is the source of this 903-nucleotide messenger RNA. Its product is annotated as NADP-dependent oxidoreductase domain-containing protein. The record is from RefSeq and is a predicted model, not a curated record. Gene Ontology annotation, cellular component: cytosol. Gene Ontology annotation, molecular function: aldose reductase (NADPH) activity. Lineage: Eukaryota; Fungi; Ascomycota; Sordariomycetes; Hypocreales; Nectriaceae.
AUGGCCACGAAACUAGCAAAAGACAUCACCCUCAAGAGCUCAUCCACUACUAUGCCAAAACUCAUCUACGGUACAGCAUGGAAGAAGGAAGAGUCAGCUGACCUUGUUCAUACUGCUCUGCGAUAUGGGUUCCGCGGGGUCGACACAGCUGGCCAGCCCAAGCAUUACAACGAAGAAGGUGUAGGGCAAGGUGUACAAAGAGCUAUCAGAGACGGCAUCAUAAAGCGUGAAGGGCUAUUUAUCCAAACUAAAUAUUCGCCCCCGGCCAACCAAAAUGAAAACGCACCUUAUGAUUUCGAUGCACCAAUUGUUGAUCAAGUUCAUCAGUCUGUGCAGUCUUCACUUAAGUACUUCACAAUCGAGGGCGAGGAACCCUACUUUGACUGUGUACUUCUGCAUACCCACCUGAGAACCACGGAUGAGACUAUCACGGCAUGGAAGACUCUGGAAACCUACGUGCCCCGCCAGAUUCGCAAUCUGGGUAUCUCCAACACCAAGCUUCCAGAUCUCCAAGCGCUCAACGAUACAGUCACCGUGAAACCAAGCAUUGUCCAAAAUUCCUUUCACCCGGACACGAACUUCGAUGUAGAGCUCAGAGCUUACUGUCGACGGCAAAACAUUGCGUUCCAGUCUUUCUGGACAAUCACCAGUAAUCCGAAACUCGUUGUCAGCAAGCCUGUCAGGGUGAUCGCACAAAAAGCCGGUGUUGCCCCUGUGGCGGCACAUUAUGCUCUUAUUUUGUGUCUUGAAGGCAUUGCAGUUCUGGAUGGAACGACAAAGGAAAGUCACAUGAAGGAUGAUCUUGAGGGGAUUGAGAAGGUUGCUUCUUGGGCGGAGGGGAGUGGCGCAGAUGAGUGGGCUUCUGCUCUGGCUGAGUUUAAGCAAAGUAUCGGGGAUGCUUGA